GUGCCAAUAGAGUAGGUCCCGAAGCGGAAGUGCUGUUUAGAGCCAGUUCUUAUAACGGUUUCCUCAGCAGCGAGUAGAAAAUCUGCUGUCCAGAAAGAGUGAGGUUGAGGGCGCGAGUGUCGGGGUCAUUGGCUGAAUUGAUGGGUAGUUGUGGGAGAUGAAUGAAGGGAGGUUUGUGAGGGUCACUGAUGUGGGCGGGGCAUUGGGAUGAGUGAUAGGGGACCGAGAGGGUCAGUGAAUGAGAGUCUUGGGCUCAAUGGUGGACAAAGUUAUGGGGCUAGUUAGGAUUCAGUGGGGCUUAUUAAAUUUCGACUUUCACACAUUUUUCAGCACUGUGACCUGUGCUGAGGCUUCAUGCUUAUCCCUCAGGCCCCUCUUUAGAUGCGCCCGCCUCUCCCUCUCCCCCUCUCCCUCCUCCAAGCCCCGAGGUGGGGGCUUGGCUUAAAUGCUCCAGCUGAGUGAAUUUGUACCUGAAGGCCUCUUUCUGGCUCCUGGGCUAGCAAAUCCCAGUGAGCUCAGCUUUCACACAUCUUUGCCUUUUCCCAAGAAAAUCAGGCAAUGGCCGAACUCCAGGAACUAGUGACAUUUGAGGACGUGGCUGUGGAUUUCACCCCAGAGGAGUGGAAGUAUGUGAACCCUGCACAGAGAAUCCUGUACAGAGAUGUGAUGCUGGAGACCUACAGCCACUUUGUCUCCUUGGGGCAGCAGGUUACUAAACCAGACCUCAUCCUCAAACUGGAGGUGGAAGAGCCAUGCCCGGCAGAAGGCAGAGUCCCAAUUGGGAGCUAUCCAGAAGUCUGCCAAAUUGAUGAACAGAUUGAGAGGCAGCAUCAGGAUGAACAAGAUAAAUGUCUGAUGCAAGUUGGAUUCCCUGACAAGAAAACAUAUACCACCACGAUUGGCUCUGAGUGUAAUGAAUUUGGAAACACACUUCAUUUGAGUACAAGGUUUGUCGUUCCAAUACAAAGACCCCAUAAACUCAAAUCAUUAGGAAGUAAUAUGGUAGAGAAUUUUGACUUAUUUAGAAACUCUGCAGAAAAGAAACAUAAUAAUGGAUGUGCAAAACUAUUCUUUCACACUGAAUAUGAAAAAAAUCUUAUAGUGAAACCGUGUGGCUAUAAAGAGUGUGGGAAAGCCCUCAGGCCAAAGAAAGGUCUUAGUCUUCAUCAGAGAAUUAAAAACGGGGAGAAGCCCUUUGAAUGUACUGCGUGUCAGAAAACCUUCAGCAAGAAGUCACACCUCACUGUACACUGGAGAACGCACACGGGAGAGAAACCCUUUAGUUGUACUGAAUGUGGAAAAGCCUUCAGCCAAAAAUCUCAGCUCAUUAUACACCUCAGAACUCAUACAGGAGAGAGACCUUUUGAGUGUCCUGAGUGUGGGAAAGCCUUCAGAGAAAAGUCAACAGUCAUCAUACAUUACAGGACUCAUACGGGAGAGAAACCUUAUGAAUGUAAUGAAUGUGGAAAAGCCUUCACUCAGAAGUCAAACCUCAUCGUCCAUCAGAAAACCCACACAGGAGAGAAAACAUAUGAAUGCACUAAAUGUGGGGAAUCUUUCAUACAGAAGCUUGAUCUAAUUAUCCACCACAGCACUCACACAGGAAAGAAACCCCAUGAAUGCAGUGAAUGCAAGAAGACUUUCAGUGACAAGUCAACCCUCAUUAUACACCAGAGAACGCACACCGGAGAGAAGCCACAUAAAUGUACUGAAUGUGGGAAGUCUUUCAAUGAGAAGUCCACCCUCAUUGUGCAUCAGAGGACCCACACAGGAGAGAAACCCUAUGAAUGUGAUGUGUGUGGAAAAACCUUCACCCAGAAGUCAAACCUGGGUGUACAUCAGAGAACGCAUUCAGGAGAGAAACCCUUUGAGUGUAAUGAAUGCGAGAAAGCCUUCUCUCAGAAGUCCUAUCUCAUGCUACAUCAGAGAGGCCACACAGGGGAGAAGCCCUACGAGUGCAGUGAAUGUGAAAAAGCAUUUUCUCAGAAGUCAUAUCUCAUUAUACAUCAAAGAACACAUACAGAAGAAAAACCCUAUAAAUGUAACGAAUGUGGCAAAGCCUUCCGAGAAAAGUCAAAGCUCAUAAUACAUCAAAGAAUUCACACAGGAGAGAAACCCUAUGAAUGUCUUGUGUGUUGGAAAGCUUUCAGCCAGAAGUCCCAGCUUAUAAUUCACCAGAGAACACACACAGGAGAGAAGCCCUACGCUUGCACAGAGUGUGGCAAAGCCUUCAGAGAAAAGUCAACAUUCACUGUGCAUCAAAGAACUCAUACUGGAGAGAAACCCUAUAAAUGUACAGAAUGUGGGAAAGCCUUUACCCAGAAGUCCAAUCUUAUUGUUCAUCAGAGGACCCACACUGGAAAGAAGGCCCAUGGGAGAGGCCACAUCCGGAAGUCAAAGUUCACUGGGCAUUAGAAAGUAAAGCAACAGCAUCUGCUGUGUACCCUGAAGGAAAUUUGUCAGUUUAAGGUUUUCAAAGUGUGUCCUAACUUCUGAUUUAAACAUGAGGAGUUAAAUUAGCCUUUCUUCUUUUCAUCUUGCCCUUCCCCAAAAUCAGUAGGAGAAAAGGAAGAGAUGGAAUCUCUGUAUCUAACAAAAUUAGGAAGUUAGCUGCAACCCAAGGGCUGCCAGAAGCAGAGGCAGUGAAGUGCCCAUGCAAGAGAUUCCAGGUCCACAGAUGGGUAUGGGUAAGGACUCUUAACUGAGGGUUGAGCAAGAUACGCUUCAAAGUGCUGGGCCCUGGGCAACUGGGAAACAGAGUGCAUAGGCAGGUGAAGGGUACCCUUAAGCAUUUGGGAUCUGAGGAGAAAUAAGGCUCUUAACAAGGAGUUAUUCAGACAAACUAUUUUCAGGAAGACAUCUGUACUGAUAGGAACAGUUGGGAUGAGGGAAGAGUAAAUAGCUGCCCCUCUUUACUGACUUGGGAGAAGUCAAGUCUGAAAUAAUUAACAAGUUUGUGUCAGGGGCCUCAGCAGUUAGAAAAACUGAUCCACCUGGAAUAUGGUCCUAGUUUCUUCCCUGACACAAUCCUCCAGCAAUAGCAAGUCUAAGGAAAACUAAUUCAAAGAGAAUGACACCGAUAAUCAAAACCACAAAUUAUUUUUUAAGCCAGCAGUUCACUUAUAAUGUAUAUACUCAAUGUACGAAAUGAACACAGAUUCACUGAUGCACUGUUUGCAAAAACAAAAGAUUGGAAGUUGUCCUAAUGAUAUCACCAGAGUUCUGCUUCCUGGAAUUGGGACAUAUUCACAGCAAAGUCUUAGGCUCACAAAAAUAAAUAAAGAGAACUUGCAUUAUUAUUUGUGUAGCGAUUGGGAUAAGCCCUAAGUUAUAAAGAAGGAAAAGCAAGGUGCAGCAUAGAGUAUAAUAUGCUACCAUGUGUAUAGAAACAGGAAAAUGUUAGUAUACAGUUAUACGUAUUUCUAAAACCCUGAUUAGCUCAGGGAAGGGGCAGUGGGAGGGUGGAGGGAUGGAACCGAUUGGGAGACAUCUAUGAAGCAUUUAUAGCUUUUGAAAAUUG
Fukomys damarensis (Damara mole-rat) is the source of this 3520-nucleotide messenger RNA. Its product is annotated as zinc finger protein 182. The transcript has 5 exons. The coding region runs from base 559 to 2415 and encodes 618 amino acids. The record is from RefSeq and is a predicted model, not a curated record. Gene Ontology annotation, biological process: central nervous system development; regulation of transcription by RNA polymerase II. Gene Ontology annotation, cellular component: nucleus. NCBI's taxonomy places the organism in Eukaryota, Metazoa, Chordata, Mammalia, Rodentia, Bathyergidae. Gene Ontology annotation, molecular function: DNA-binding transcription activator activity, RNA polymerase II-specific; RNA polymerase II cis-regulatory region sequence-specific DNA binding.